AACGUGACGCGAUUAGUCUUUUAGACUGACCACUUCCGCCCUGUUCAUUCAACGCGUGCUUCUCUGCGCAGCUGUGUUAAUCAGAAGUCAGUAUGAAUCAAGAGAAACUGGCUAAACUUCAAGCCCAGGUCCGGAUAGGGGGCAAGGGAACAGCACGCAGGAAGAAGAAGGUGGUGCACAGAACAGCAACGGCUGAUGACAAGAAACUCCAGAGUUCAUUAAAGAAGCUUGCGGUCAAUAACAUAGCUGGCAUUGAAGAGGUGAAUAUGAUUAAAGAUGAUGGCACGGUCAUUCACUUCAAUAACCCCAAAGUGCAGGCGUCUUUGUCUGCUAAUACGUUCGCCAUCACAGGCCACGCAGAGACCAAACAGCUUACGGAAAUGCUCCCGGGAAUCCUCAGUCAGCUCGGCGCUGACAGUCUCACAAGUCUGCGCAAACUCGCCGAGCAGUUUCCCAGACAGGUUCUCGACAACAAAGCUCCGAAAGCAGAAGAUAUCGAUGAAGAAGAUGAUGAUGUCCCAGAUCUUGUAGAGAACUUCGACGAGGCAUCAAAGAACGAGGCAAACUGAACGUUGGGCCUUCAGUAACUGCUGUUCAGGGCAAAGUCUCCUGCAGGAUUUUUAAAUUAGUGACAGACAUAUCAUUUCAACACUAUUAGUGAAACCAGAGACUAUUAUAUUAUAAAUUGGCUGUUUCAGAUCCAUGCCUGUCCUUUCUCCUGCAUUUAUACAGAAGGAUGGAUGGUUACAUGAAUGCUUAACAGUUAUAAAUCUUACCCACAUUGCUAGUUGAAAUGCUAUAAAUGCUAUAAAAAUUAGUCUUAUUUUUUUUUCUGUUGAUUAAAUAAAAAAUAAA
This is a messenger RNA of Sinocyclocheilus anshuiensis, 855 nucleotides long. RefSeq names its product basic transcription factor 3-like 4 (gene btf3l4). The record is from RefSeq and is a predicted model, not a curated record. Lineage: Eukaryota; Metazoa; Chordata; Actinopteri; Cypriniformes; Cyprinidae. The transcript has 6 exons. Bases 93 to 569 code for a protein of 158 amino acids.